UUUGUCCCUUUCCCCGCGCCGUAGCUGAAAGCUUCACAACAACAGCCGUCUAUAGUCAGCCACAUCCUGCGGCGCUCUGCCUGUUUCACUCCUCUACAGUGAAGAACAUCUAAAACAGGCAUUUCUUCCUUCUUCAGGUGUCGCGCAUCUGAGCGGUUCGUUGAUCUGCACGCGUUCCUCCACCAUGCUCCUUCACCUGCCAUGAGGUGACAUGGAGAAGCUGAAGAGUUUGGGUGAAGAGGAAAGCUCUCAGGAGCGAGGAGUGCUGAACACAUGGAGAGGUUACUCCUACAGCGUCACUCCAGAGAAAGUGCUCCUCUCUCGGCCAGUGCUCCAGGCUGCCCUCGGGGCUAAACACGGAGUUCUGCUGUUGGAGGGUGGGCAGGUAUACAGUUUUGGAGAAUUACCAUGGAAACAGAACCCAUCAUCUGUGAAAACGACAGACCCCAUUCUGGAGGCGGGGCUCAGUGAGAAGCAUGUGGUUUCUGUGGCAGCGGGGACGUUCCACAAUGGGGCGGUGACGGAGGAUGGAGCAGUGCACAUGUGGGGGGACAAUACUUAUGGCCAGUGCGGUCUGUCAGGACUCUCGGUUGUCCCCAAUCCCACACCUGUGGGCGUGGUGGCCAGUGAGACCACGCCCCCAAGGCCAGUGAGGAUUGUGGAGUUGGCAUGUGGUGAACAGCAUACGCUGGCACUUUCAGUUGCGCAUGAGGUGUGGUCAUGGGGCAGUGGUUGCCAGUUGGGGUUGCAAGCCUCGUCUUUUCCUGUUUGGAAGCCGCAGAAGGUGGAGCACCUAGCCGGGAGGCAUGUACUGCAGGUGGCGUGCGGAGCCUCGCACAGUCUUGCGCUGGUGCGCUGCCCACCUCCUCCUCAAGAGCCGCGAAGACCUCCUGAGGACAAAUGCGGACAGUGUAAUCAAUCACUUUACACCAUGACCGAUAAGGAGGAUCACGUCAUCAUCUCAGACAGCCACUACUGCCCCCUGGGGGUGGAACUGGACGAAGACGACAACAAAUCUGCCUCGGAGCACGGCCUAGUUCACGGGACUCCUAGUUCAAGGGGCAAGAUGAAAAGUUCCCCAUCUGAACCAGUUUUAAUGACACACACUUUGAACCCCAAGUCUGCCUUUCCUUCCACGUCUAGCCCUGUUCAAGCACCUACUCCUAAAUCUCAGGAUCAGGUUCAGAUUGCAGGGGAAGUGCUUGUUCAGUCAGACUCUAAAGACCUGGAGGAUUCUCAGGAUCCGGUGACUAACGGUGAGGUGUUUGAAGCAGCCACGGAGCCAAGCACUCAUGAGAUGGAGAGCUCAAAGUCUGCCCAAGGGUUAACCGGGACAGGUCCCAAAUCCUCUCAAUACCCAGACGAGCAGGCACUCAAAGAUUACCUGAAGAAGCUUUCGGAUCAGACGCUGGCUGAGCAGGCAGCUAAGAGCCCAAAUACAGCUCAGUGUGCACAGCCUCUCACUGAGCCCACUGUUGUUUUCACCUUGGACUCCUCAACCCCCGUGGCACAGUCGGUCACACCAACGGGCUCUGCACUGAACAACCUGGUGGUCUCGUAUGCAUCAGCUGUAGGGGAGAGAGUUGCAUCCACUUACGAGGCCCUCUCUCUGAGGAAGGUGAUCAGUUACUGGGGUCCAGGUGAGGAGAGGGUGCGUGAGGAGGAGCACAAACAAGGCAAGAAAAGCUCGAGUCUGGGGGACAUCCGCGAGGAGGAAGCGGAGGGGCUGAGUCGCCGCCUCUCACUCCCCGGCUUGCUCUCACAGGGUACAUGCGCUCUCCAUAUCUUAUACCACCACAUGCUGUCCCCACGUCUCUUACGGAGAGUGAGUCGGCCGCGUGACCGUGCCGUUGCCCUCACCCCAGCUGGCGUGGCUGAAUCAGAUGCCCGCUUGCCCUCUCUGCAGACGGAGGUGUGGAGCUGGGGGCGGGGUCAGGAGGGGCAGCUCGGACACGGAGAUGUCCUGCCCAGACUGCAGCCGUUGUGUAUUAAGAGUCUGAGUGGUAAAGAGGUAGUGAGAGUGGCUGCAGGUGCCCUCCACUCACUCGCCCUGACUGCCCAGUCACAGGUGUUCUCCUGGGGCAGUAACAGCUUUGGUCAACUGGGGCACAUGGAAUCCCCCAGCACCAUCCCUCGUCUAGCCAAGCUGUCGGAGGGGAUUCGUGCGUGGGACGUGGCGGCAGGACAGCAUCACACUGUCCUACUGGCUGACGGAGACUGCCUUCAGCCAAUCCUCUACUACAGCGGUGAGCAGGUGAAGGAGGGAUCCGGCGAAACGGCCCAGGAGGAGAGCGGAGGUUACACACAGCAACCCGUACUGCUGCCCUUCUGCAUGAACCUGGGCUAUGUGAGCAGUGUGAGUGCAGGUGGACAGGUGUGUGCAGCGAUUGCCGACCGUAACGUGGUGGGUUUAGUCGCCAGUCUGCACGAGCUGGCAGCAGCCGAGAGAAAGUACUACUGCAAACUGACGAACAUCAAGAGCCUGCUUCUGCAGCCACUGCUUAAACUGGAUUCUUUAAGCUCUGCGCUGGGACCCUCCUGCACCGGACUCCUCCAGAAUCUGAUUGGUUGCUUCAGCCGCCUGUCACAGUUGACGGGUCAGAACUCCGCAGCCUUGACCUCCUUCCUGCGGCGCUCACGUGAUCUCAGAGGCCUGGUUCUCCUUGACAAUGCACAUCUGUUCCUGGACACGUAUUCUGAGUUCUGUGCUGCAGUGGGAAACAUGCUGGUCAUGGGCGGCUUUCAGGCUCUUGUUAAACCUUGCCAGGAUGUGUUCGGGAAGGGUGCAGAGACGGUGCAGAAACUGUCCGAGUGUUCAGAAGACGGUGCGAUGCUGGCCGACGUUCUGGCUCAUCUGUUUUACCUUCCCAUCCGCCAUCUCCACGAGUACAGCCACCUGCUGCUCAAACUGUCAUCAUGCUACGACCCAUACCUAAACGCCUCUCAGAGCUGUGCGGAAUAUCAGAAGCUGCAGGAGGCCUAUCAGAAGUACGAGGCUCUGGCUCUUCAUCUUAAGAGGAAGAGGAAGGAGGCGGAGUACACACUGCACUUCUGGAGGAGCUUUCCAGGAAAGAUGACGGACUCUCUGCGUAAACCGUCUCGCCGCUUGGUGUGUGAGAGCAGUAACAAAGCCCUGACCCUGCAGAACGCAGGACGCUUCUCCGUCAACUGGUUCAUCCUCUUCAAUGACGCUCUCGUUCACGCUCAGUUCUCCACUCAUCACGUCUUCCCGUUGGCCACGCUGUGGGUGGAGCCAAUGUCUGACGAGAACGCUGGCCUGUACGGGUUGAAGUUGACCUCACCUGAGGAAAGCUUCACGCUGCUGGCUUCCUCGCCAUCCGAAAAGGCAAAGUGGUUGCGUGCCAUAAAUCAGGCAGUGGAGCAGGCACUGAGUGGGGCGGGGUUAUAUACAGCCCCUCUUACCUCCGGCGCGGGAUUGAGAGCAGACCCGCCCAUUUCCCGAACCGCCUCCUACACCUUCUAUAAGGACAGCAGGUUGAAGGACGCGGUGUACGAGGGCCGCUGGGUGGCAGGCAAACCCCACGGGAGGGGUGUGUUAAAAUGGCCAGAUGGAAGGACGUACACCGGGACGUUUAAGAACGGACUCGAGGAUGGGUUUGGCGACUAUAUUGUUCUUAACAAGAACCUUAACAAGAAUGAUCAUUACCAGGGCCACUGGAAGGAUGGAAAGAUGCACGGAUUUGGGACCUUCAGGUACGCCACAGGAGAAGUGUACGAGGGCUCGUUUCAGGAUAACAUGCGUCACGGCCACGGUAUGCUGCGGAGCGGCAAGCUCAACUCCACCUCCCCCAGCGUCUUCAUCGGCCAGUGGCUGAACGACAAGAAAACUGGCUACGGCGUGUUUGAUGACAUCACAAGAGGAGAGAAGUACAUGGGUGUAUGGCAGGAUGAUCAGAAGCAGGGGAACGGUGUUAUCGUCACACAGUUUGGUCUCUACUACGAGGGAGCUUUCAGCAGCAAUAAAAUGAUGGGGACGGGUGUUUUACUUUCAGAAGACGACACCGCAUUCGAGGGGGAUUUCUCAGAAGACUGGACUCUUAACGGAAAGGGUACUCUGACGAUGCCUAAUGGCGACUACAUCGAGGGCUCCAUCAGCGGGGUGUGGGGAACCGGCCUGAAGAUAUCAGGGUCCUACUACAAACCCAACCUGUACGACUCGGACAAGGACAAGAGCCGUGCGCUUAAACUGGGUCAGUUCUCCGUGCACCCUGAGGAGAAGUGGAAGGCAGUGUUUGGGGAGUGCUGGAGCCAGCUGGGAUGUGACACACUGGGACAGGGAGAGACCAGGGUGGCCUGGGACAGCAUCGCUAUAGCGCUGACCACUAACAGGAGACAGCAGAGGGACAGUCCUGAGCUGUUGAGUCGUUCCCAUAAUAAAACUCUGGAGAGCCUGGAGUUCAUCCCUCAGCAUGACGGGCCUGUUACACUGGAGAAAUAUGACACCAUCCGCCGCUACCUCAUCAAGGCGUGUGACACACCGCUGCACCCACUGGGGCGGUUGGUGGAGACGUUGGUAGCCGUGUACCGGAUGACGUACGUGGGUGUCGGAGCAAACCGCAGGCUGCUGCAGCAGGCCGUCAACGAGAUCAAAUCUUACCUCAGCCGCAUCUUUCAGAUUGUCAGGUUUCUGUUUCCUGAUCUCCCAGAGGAAGGCGGGUUGCUGGUUGAGGCUCCAAACGGAAAGAAGGAAUCGAAGUCAACUAGCAGUGAGCUCGAGUCUCCAAAACCGGGGCGUGUGGUCAGUAGCUCAGCCCUGCUGCUGCCCGUCUUGCUGCCGCGUCUCUACCCGCCUCUCUUCACACUGUACGCUCUGGACAAGGAGAAAGAAGACGACGUGUACUGGGACUGUGUGUUGCGUCUUAACAAGCAGCCUGACCUCGCUCUUCUCGCCUUUCUCGGAGUGCAACAGAAAUUCUGGCCUGUAACCGUCACAGCACACGGAGAAAAGCAACAGGUCCUACCCGGCACUAAAGAUGCCUGUUUCGCUUCAGCUGUGGAGACACUACAGCAAAUCAGCACAACAUUCACUCCCUCGGACAAGCUGCAGGUCAUCCAGCUGACCUUUGAGGAGAUAACGCAGGAGGUGCUUACCUUACUCAAACAGGACUUCCUGUGGUCCAUGGAUGAUCUGUUUCCUGUUUUUCUCUACGUGGUGCUGCGUGCUCGAAUAAGGAACUUGGGGUCAGAGGUCAGUCUGAUAGAGGACCUCAUGGACCCGUGUGUGCAGCACGGAGAGCACGGCAUCAUGUUCACCACGUUGAAGGCAUGUUAUUAUCAAAUUCAGCAUGAGAAGAUCACAUAAGGAGCACGUCGAUGAGCUGAGUGACUGACUGACGGACCGGCCGCAUGCUGUCAUGACGGACAUGUGAUGAGCUGAUCAUGGGCUGGGCCGGGAUCACGAUGCAGCUGCCUGACAGGGAAAAACUUCCUGAUCAUUCCUGUGGCUUUUUUUUUUUGUAACGUUAUCUCUUCCAGUGUGAUUUUAGACCUUAAAUUUCAUCUGUACUUAAAAAUCCUGCUUUCUCUUGAUAGAUUUUCUUUUUAAAGCAAUGAUCCUUGUUUUUUUUCCCCUAUAUCUUUUGGUUUUUUUUUCUUCCAUGAAUGUGAAAGAGGCUAAAAUCGUUUUUUCAAGGAAAAUUCUGGACACAUACAGGACACGUGAUGCUGCAAUAGGGUGCCAUUUUUUUUUUUUUUUGUUGCUUUUACACAUAUUCCUCAGUGUAAAACCAGUGAUUAACAAAUCUUAAAUUGCACUGAAGGUUGAUAUUUGCAUAGUUACAUACAUGAAGGAGUGAGUGGAUAAUAUUGGUGAUCACAUGCUGCUCCAACAGCCAAUCAGAUGCAUGGAAUUUUGACUUGCUGGAUUCCAUUGAAGAUGUUUUAUCAUAUGCACAUUUUGCUCAGUUUUGCUUGUUGAACACUAUUUAACCGAUACAGUUGGAGAAAGUUGAAGUGUUCCCAGUUUGCUUUAAAUGUGCAGUUCUUGUGCCAUGGUCAGGUUAUUUUAGAAUUUUUUUUUACCAUCUUUACUAUAAACUAGACAUUUAAUCCUCUCACAGAAACACACUUCUAUUUAUCUGUGAUUUUUUUUUUUUGUCCUUAUGUGACAAUCGUGCGUGUGCGUGUGUGUGUGUGUGUGUGUGUGUGUGUUUGUGUGUGAGAGAGAGAGAGAGAGAGAGAGAGAGACAGAGAGAGUGUUGCAUACAGCAAUACCUUUUACAGUAUUCUGAACUGACAUGAUAUCGACGCGAUCGUUUUUAAUAGCUGAGGUUUUAUUUAUUUAAGAUAAAGACGUGCAGUUGCAAUGAUAAUCUGUACAAUAUCUGUGGAUAAUCUAAUAUACUGACACUCGUCUUACUGAAGUAAUGAAAUGGCAGAUGGUACAGACGGAGAAGUGAAUCUCGUAUAGUGUUGAAACAGAGAUUGCUUAGCAGUGAAAUUUCAGACAGACAGAAAGAGACCGAUCCUUUCUUCCAGAUCAUGAGAGAAUUGAACGUUUUUCAGUUCUACGUUGUACUUCCAGCUCAGUUUUGCUCUCCUCCAGUGCUUGACUGUGUAAAUGUUGUCUUUCUGAGACAUUGUGACGGUUUGUCCAGUUGAUGCUUUCUGUCCAGAACUGUCUUUGUACCUACAGAGGGCAAUAAAGUGGCUGAUUGAAUGUUUUUCA
This is a messenger RNA of Pangasianodon hypophthalmus (striped catfish), 6688 nucleotides long. RefSeq names its product alsin Rho guanine nucleotide exchange factor ALS2 b (gene als2b). Bases 212 to 5323 code for a protein of 1703 amino acids. Lineage: Eukaryota; Metazoa; Chordata; Actinopteri; Siluriformes; Pangasiidae. The transcript is spliced from 35 exons. The record is from RefSeq and is a predicted model, not a curated record. Gene Ontology annotation, molecular function: guanyl-nucleotide exchange factor activity.